GAAGUUCAAACCCAUCGAUUGUGGAUUGUUUGUGUUGUGAGUGUAAAAAAGUUUGUUUUAUUUUAUGAGAUUACGUGUUGGAUUCUAUAAUGGAAGGCGAAACGUUGAAGGAAUGGUUAGACAGGGAGGAGAAAGAGAAAGCUCUUGUAGAACGAGAUAAUAUGAUAUCAUUGUGCAACAUGAUGUGGAGGCUAGAUUGUGAAGGGCAUGGGGUAAUAAAAUGGGUUCACCGUUCAAAAAUCUUCCAUGUGUGUCUAGAAAGACUUUACAAAGAAAGGGUGAACCGUGAAGUUCUUCUCCAAAUGCUAAGGUGCUGUGUCCAAGUGAUGAUGCAGUUAAUACCUACGUUUCGGGGUGUGGUGAUCGAUGUAAUUUGCGAACGAAAACGCAUGCUUGAGGGAACAAAGGGUCGUUUUACGCAAAGACGAAUGCAGAACACUGUUAUUCGCUGGUUUUUAGACGGGCUGCCUAACAACUGCACAAUAUAUGUUCAGGAAGAGCUACGAGAUCUUGGCUUGCAAACUCAGAGACCAUACUGGCCCUCAGAAAUCCUUAAUCUGCAUUGCUUUGGUGGAGAUGAACUAAAGGUUGAGGCUUACAAGGAUGAUAAUGUUAACUAACUAACCUAUACACUAACUACGCUUUGUAGAGAGCACGGGGGCAGUUCUUCAAAAAAAUAUUUUAUUCUUAAAUCAUAUACAAAUUCAUGACGAAUUACAACUAUUCCAGAACUAUCUGAAAAAGGUUGGAAGCUGCGAUGCAUUUACAAACACCGCUCAGUAACCUGUUAUUAAAUCUAACUUGUCAAAGACCUGAUGUAAAUCUCAGGAAUGAGAUUUGUCAAAUGAACAGCUGCAGUGCAGCAAAUUUUUGUUGUCAAAUAAGGGUUACAUUUUUCGUUUUAAGUCUGAUAAAAUCCAUUGAAGAAACUUCUACACAUUGGUUAUUCUCAAUCUAUAGGCAAGACUCAAUUAAGUCAAACCCUGAUGAGGAUAAUCCAAGGCAAAAGUUGGCUAGGGAACAAAUGAGAUGCUUUGUUGAGAACUAAGAGUUUUGAAGUGGAAUUCUUGCAAUAUAUACCAAAAGUCAAAUCUCAAUUUG
Messenger RNA from Marchantia polymorpha subsp. ruderalis, 1101 nucleotides. Lineage: Eukaryota; Viridiplantae; Streptophyta; Marchantiopsida; Marchantiales; Marchantiaceae. The record is from the annotation of a GenBank genome assembly.